Fusarium graminearum PH-1 is the source of this 534-nucleotide messenger RNA. RefSeq lists its product as uncharacterized. Lineage: Eukaryota; Fungi; Ascomycota; Sordariomycetes; Hypocreales; Nectriaceae. The transcript has 5 exons. The record is from RefSeq and is a predicted model, not a curated record. The coding region runs from base 1 to 534 and encodes 177 amino acids.
AUGGGUACCGACGACGUGGACGCUUUCAGGCGCCUGCCAGACGAUAAGGUGUCGCGUCAGCCGUGGAGGAGUUGCACAUCUACUGUCGUCAUCAUCGAGUCCGGGCGCUUCUUCCUGUCCAAUAACGUUAUUCAAGUCUUCCCUUUUGAAAUCCUUGGGAGAGCCGGAAAGGAGAUCCUGUCUUCCGGACUGGUAGAAGUGGAUCAUGGCAGUGUUUGCCGGUACAGCUCGAGACGCCGCGGGAGGUCUCGUGCUACCAAGAGACUACUUUUCGUGAAGCCUGUCGCAUGGCGCCCCGCUCAAGGGGAGAAGCCGAGUGGCCACAAAAAAAGAGCCGGACUCGUUGGCCUCAGGGGAAAAAGGGGGCGGCGGACAAGCGACCCGGUGGGCUGGGUUGAUCUGAUGCAUCUCGUCGAUUGUACCACGGAGCCCCGCCCGCACAAGGAAAAAAACCACGGCGACCACUAUUUUCAGUUCAGUCAGUUCAUUCAUACCCCAGGGCAUCUAACAGCCCUUGUCCUUGACUGGCGCUGA